Messenger RNA from Pantherophis guttatus, 9455 nucleotides. The record is from RefSeq and is a predicted model, not a curated record. NCBI's taxonomy places the organism in Eukaryota, Metazoa, Chordata, Lepidosauria, Squamata, Colubridae.
UAACACAUCCAUUUAUCUUCACUGCUACGAGUGAAGUGAUAGCCUGCCACCUAUGUUUACUUAAUAGCUGACAUAUCUUGGCCACUCUUUUUUACUUUUUGCUCUAACUAAAGGAUUUCCUCAACAGAAUCAGCAGCUAAAUGAGGAUAUUCUUGGCAAUUGUGGGGUGAAAAAAGUUCAAGUUAAGUGAGCUGUUUGGUGCAUUUACAGAUCAUGAUUUUAGAAGGAACUGGCAGAAUGAGUCUUAAUACCGUCACAAGUCUUCUUCAUGAACAGUCAACCUGGACAGAAGGAUAUCCCACAUGUAAUGCAGCAUCAAGCAGUUUUUUUGGAACACAGUGGCAUGAAAUACAUCCUCAGUAUUGGACAAAGUAUCAGGUCUGGGAAUGGCUCCAACAUCUUUUGGACACCAACCAGCUUGAUGCCAACUGUAUCCCAUUCCAGGAAUUUGACAUCAGUGGAGAUCAUCUGUGUAGCAUGACUUUGCAAGAUUUCACCCGGGCAGCUGGCUCUGCUGGACAACUUCUUUACAACAACCUCCAUCAUCUAAAGUGGAAUGGUCAGUGUGGAAGUGAAGUGUAUCCAUCACACAAUGUCAUUGUUAAAACAGAACAAACAGAUCCAUCUCUAAUGACAUCUUGGAAAGAAGACAAUUAUUUCUACGAGAGUGGAUAUGGUGGCACAGUAGAACUAGUGGACAGCAAAGCCUACUGUCGAGCACAGAUUUCUGUCAACGCUAGUGGUCACCAACCUAUAGAGGAUUCUUCGGAAGGGAAGAAAAUUUCACAAGAUCACCCUCCAAAGCCACACAACAAGAAACACACUCCUCGAGGAACUCACUUGUGGGAGUUUAUCAGAGACAUUCUCCUUCAUCCAGAGAAGAAUCCUGGGUUGAUAAAAUGGGAGGAUCGGUCAGAAGGCAUCUUCCGAUUCUUAAAAUCAGAGGCAGUGGCUCAGCUAUGGGGAAAGAAGAAGAACAACAGUAGCAUGACAUAUGAGAAACUCAGCCGUGCCAUGAGAUACUAUUAUAAAAGAGAAAUUCUUGAACGUGUAGAUGGCCGGAGACUGGUAUAUAAAUUUGGGAAGAAUGCUCGUGGCUGGAGAGAAAAUGAAAACUAAGUACAACUUUAAAAACAGCUGUAGAAAUCUUCACUGACAAGAAAUCCUAGCAGAUGUAAAUAUCCCAAAGACUGUUUUCUUCUAUUUAUGUACAAAAAUUGAGGGCUGCAGAAAUCUACGUCUAAUGGGAAGAAGGAACACUAUUGUUUAUUGAUGUUAUGACUAUUUUAUUUGAAAUAUGUCCUUUUAUGGAGAGUAUGUACACAGUUUUCUGUGACCUAUGAUAAUACUGUAUGUAAAUGUAUAAGGAUGACUUGCCAUUCUUGUAAAGAUUUUAAAGAAAAUGAAUUCCAAAAGAAAUGUGAUUUAGCAUAAUGCUGCGAGAGGCAUUUGCUGUAGUGGGAGCAAAUUACAGGGCAUUACUUUAUACUUAGGUAUAUCACUGCAUUUUAGAGAACUAGGGAUUUAUAAUAUCUGUCUCAGAAUUGUAUGAGAUAGGUCUUUCCAUUCAAAAUAUACAACUUUUUUCAAAGGCUGUCGACUAGUGACACACCAAUGGUUAAUUAAAUCAAAGGCUGUUGAGUUAUGGCUUAAUUUUUUUCUUGGGGUUCCCCACCCCCCCACCCCGCUUCUUCUAUACAAUAUAAUAUGGCCAUUUACAGUAGCCUGGAUCCAUUUAGAGUUGGAUUUAUCAGCUCAUUCCAUUCCCAAAUAAUUCUCUGUUGAAAUAAGUCUUAGAACAUGAAGAAUUAGGAAUAGUGGAUGCUUUAUUUGUAGACCUCAAUAACUUUAGCUGAGCUUCAUAACCAAUCUUGAAUGUUUGUGACUCAUCAUGAAAUCUUAGGUGUCAGCAGCAUAAAGCUGCCUUUCCUAACCUGGAAUCACUCGGGUUUUUGGAACUACAAACAACUAUGCAAACUGGACAUUCUGACAACUGAAUUCUAGUUCAUCUGCCAUGUUGAAGAAUGCGUAAUGACUAGCAGCAAAUAUCCACAUUUUUGACAGAAGUGACCUACAAGGUCUCUUCCAACUGUGUUAAUCUGUAUCUGUAUCUGUACCAAACUGAACUGGAGAUUUUCUGCAUCCUAAGCAUUUGUUUAGUCGCUAACCUAGUAUAUAUUUGGAUAUGAAUAUAGAUUUCGGUGUGAGGGGUGUUUGUUGCUCUCCGAGUUUGCUUGUUUUCUUGCAGAUGUUGCAUUACCAUAACUAGGUAACUAGGCAUUGAUGAUGUUACCUAGUUAGGGUAAUGAAAUGUCUACAAGAAAACAAGCAAGCUCAGAGAGCAACAAUGGACCCUUCAUUUCAACCCUGAGCUACAAAUAUUCUCCUUUAUUGAUAGAUGUCUAUGUGAUAAUGAAAUUGUACUUUGAUAUUAAGAUUUUAUGUUACAUAAACCAUGCCCCUCCAUUCAGAAAGCUAAUAAUCUAAGAUUCUGUUUCAGUCUUUCUUCUCUUUCUCCCAGUGCCUAGUUUUUACUUGCUGGGUUGGUGUAGCAUAUAGAAGAAUAUUCAGUCGUGUAAGUUCCUUUGUGUAAGAAAAUGAUUCAGUACAAGCAUCUACCAGCCCAAGAGCUACAAUUAAAAAUGGUUUCUUUGAGCAAAUUAAAUUUCAGCUGUGAGACUUAAAUCCAAACUUGUCUGAAACUUAAAGUUUCUGUGUUCUCAGAAAUGCCAGUUGAGUGUUUUUUCAUAAAUAUAUAAAAAUCACUUGUGGAAUAGAGAGUCUAUGCUUUUUGCUAUAGUAAGAAUUGGUAGCUGCUCCUUCAACAUUUGAUGAAAAAUACUCCUAAACAAGGCAGCUAAAAAAUACCUUUGCAGCCACAUUUCCUGCCAAAACUUUUAGCUAGCAUACAUUCAUUAUAGCUAUGUGAUAUUUGAACUUUGCUUAAGGUGAGUGGGGGCAGUUAAUCUUAUUUACAGAAGAAGCUGGUAACCAGGACAGCAGGUUUCAGAGUAAGUCCUUUCUGUUGACUGAAUAUUUACUGACUCGCUGGAUGAGAUUUUUCUUCAGUUUCUCCUGUUCUUUAUUUUUAAAUCAAUCGGUCUCCAUAAUCCAAUGAUCUUUUUGUGCAGAAAUAUCACAUCUAAUAAGUUGGAUUUGAUACUGUCUUGUGUUGUUGAAUCAAAGCAAUGUUAUUGUAGGGUAUCUAUAAGGAUAUAUCUACUUUUUUCACAAUGCAAUAUAUAUACUCAUAAAUAAGUUCUGUUGUCUUAUGUGUAAGAAUCUGGGUGAAAAAUUAUAGUCUUAAUAUCACUGUGUGUGUGUGUGUGUGUGUGAAAUUUAAAAAAAAUGGCAUUGUUCUUCAACAAUAUGAGAAUUAAAAUUGCAUUUCAGCUGCACACAAAAUAAAGAAUACAGAUAGCAGUGUAAAUACAGAUUUCUCGAAAUUGUUGGCCUUCAGUGUAUCAAUGAGCAAAUAAAGUCAAGAGGAUGGCCAUGAACACGUGUUCAAAACCCCACCCCCUUUUUUAUUUGCAUUGUGAUAUACAUAAAAAAGUGCCAGGACUUCAAUUGGAAAUCAGAGCAACCUCUUCAUUUAUUGACUCUUCUUUUACUAGCAUUCCCUGGUGUCCUUCAUGCAUAUUGCAUUUUUCUGUGUUAUUGAAAGACCUCUGGGACUUGCAAUUCAAUUUAGCUGGAUAUAUUAGUCUUUCAUGUACUGUAAUCAUGGAGUCUAAUAGAAACCUCAGUCCAUAUUAACUUCUGGUUGCCAUUUUAAUUUUUAUUUAUUUGCCAAGCGUGUUCUUGUUUUUAAGAUUUUGGAAACUAUCCAUAUUUAUGGAUGCUGCUAUUUUACUAUCUCUCAGACAGCAGAGUACCUGCUUAUAGGCAUUCAUCAUCCAAAAUACAUUUUCCUCUUAGAAUUCAUGAGUACUACUAUAGCAAUACAUAUCUAACUCCUCCUUAUUUUGAUGUGGUAUAUCGUACUAAGUUAUCUUUGUGCAAUAUGUUCUUUGAUGUAGUAUAUAGCUUAUAUUUAUAUUUCAUUAGUAAACUGCUGGCCCUUCUUUCUUCCCAGAAAACCUUGGGAAUUAGAAUUAGUGAAUAGAUUUAAAAAUCUAUAAUUAGAGCUUUUUGGAAUUGAAAACAUGUUUGAAAAAAUACUUUUCUAAAAAAGUUUCCCCGUAUUAAGCUUGUUCUCUUUAACUUUGGUUCUAUGAAUCAUAAUACCCUGUUUCCCCAAAAAUAAGUCAUCCCCUGAUAAUAAGCCCAAUCAGGCUUUUGAGUGUAUGGCAAUAAGGCCAAGCGCUUAUUUCAGGGUUCAAAAAAAUAUAAGACAGGGUCUUAUUUUUGGGGAAACAUGGUAUAAAUUAAAAGUGAUAUUUCAGCAUAGUCUGGAUAUUAAUAAAAUAAAUUUGAAGCAUAAGUGUGUGAUUAAACCAAAUAGGUUAAUAAUAUGAAUUACAUUUAGAGUACAAUUUUCCAACAUUCCCGGGUGUAUUUAUUAACCCCUUGGUAUUAACAGAGUUAGAUUUCCCCACUGUUGGCACUUUAAAAAUUCAGUUUGUCAUUUGGUUCUGAAACUUAAUUAACUUUGAAAGGAGACAUGGUAUAACAUUGACCUAGCUAGAAAAAGGACCAUAAAUAUAUAAAAUGAUACCAGCUUGCCAAGCAUAUGCAAUCACAGCCAACCAUAGCGAAUCUUUUACAAAGUCUAAUUAAAGGAUACAAUAAAGAUAUGAAUGUAGCAAAUUGAUGUUUAAAUAUAAAGGCAUUGAUGUGAUUGCUUUUUUAAUGUUUGCAAAGAACAGUUUUAGAAGAGCAUUUCACAUGAAUAAGAUUUGUACAAAUUUUUACAGUGGCAUAAUUUUUCAAAUGUAUAAAUGUGAAUACAUUUUAACUCAGAUGUAUAAAGAUCUACAAAUGCAUUGCAGUAUUUAUAUAGAUGAAUGCCAAUCACCUGGACAAAGAAUUUGCUGGUGUAUUGUGCAGCUUUGAUUAAGAAGUAGUUUGUGCAUCAUACUGCCUAGUUCUAUGGCUUCCUAUUCAUAACUAAUAGUAUGAAUAUUUAGCUACUACAAGGUAAGUAUCUCUGAAAUUGCAGCCACUGUGUACUUGGAAAAGUCUAUGCAGAAACACAUAUACUUAUCAUUAUAGCUUUCUUGUUGCUGGAAAACAACCCAAAUCUUUCUAGCUUCACCAUUUGUAAGUUUUCUAGAAGUGCAUUUUUGUAUGUCAGAUUUAAUGACUCUCACAGAAAUGCCAUACCAUUCCUAAUAUUUCUAUCCACAAAAAUGUUAAUCAAAACAAUGUGCUUGUUUCUUAAAAUAAUAGUUGUUUGGUUUUUUUACAAGAUACAUAUAUAUUAAUACAAAUGACAAUACAUAAAAAGAAAAAGUGACUUUGGUCACACGUCCUUUAUCUUAUUAACAGUGCAUAUUUGUUAAUUAUUAUCAUACAAAAUUUUUCAUUUACUCUCAUUUCUGCGAGUUAUCCAAUCAUACCACCUAUUCCACGCUAUAUAACAUUUUGAGUCUACCUUGUCUUUCAUUUCAAAUGUUAGUUUGUCCAUUUCCGCGCAAUUAUAGAUUUUUUGGAUUAUCAAUUGAUGUGUUGGCAGUUGGUCAGUUUUCCAAUAUUGGGCGAGCGUCAAUCUGGCUGCAGUGACUAUGUGUAAUAUUAAAUACUUUAUUUCUUUCCUAUAGUUUUCUUUAAUCGUCCCUAAUAGGCAAAUCUCUGGUUUAAGUUCUAUUUUUUCUGAUGUUAUUUCUAUUAGCCAAAUUCUUACUUUUUCCCAAUACUUCCUAAUUUUUUGGCAAAGCCCCCAGACAUGGAAGAAAGUACCCUGUGCCUGUUUGCACUUCCAACAGGUUGGACUUAAAUUUGAAUACAUUUCUGCUAAUCUUGAAGGGGCCAGAUACCAUCUAUACCACAUUUUGUAUUGAUUCUCUUUAUAAACUACUGACUUUGUUAUAAUAUAGUUAUUUUCCCACACUUUUUCCCAGUCCUCCAAUUCUAAAUUAUGCCCAAUAUUUCUUGCCCAUGCUAUCAUUUGCCCCUUUACUAAUUCCUCUGCUAGAUCAAAUUCCAAUAGAUAUUUGUAAAUUUUUGAAAUCAAAUUUUCCUCCGUGGCUUAAGUUCAAACUUCCCUCCACAGAAAUUGCUUUCGAAUGAAAUUGUAUGUGGUCAUCAAUGUGAUUAGAUUUAAUGAAAAGUGGGAAAUUUAAUGGUAUCAUAGUGCAGGGGUCUUUCAUCAGAACACUUUUUUAAAAAGUUACUUGUAUCAGUCAAUUGUAUGUGUGUGUGUGCUUGUGUGUGUGUUUAUGAUAUAAUAUUUAUUGUUAAUUUAUGGGCUUGCAAUUUAAAUGAAGCUUGUAAUUUAUAAUAAUAUGUGCAUCUAAGGCAUAAAAUAAGCCAAGCACUCGGGCAACUCUGAUCAGAUGUAAAAGGAGGCAAUAAUGGUACUUGAAUUAAAUUGGGCGAGGGAUACAUCUAGUAAUCAUUCUUCCUUACAUUAUUUUCCCAUUUUUAAAUGGCCUCUGCAAAAGCAGCUAUUUGCUAUAAUAAAUAGUACAGUACUGGUACAUUUUCCAGGACUGGAAAUUAAAAGGUCAAGGAAAGAAUAAUGGAGAAACUCAUGAAGAAGAAAAAGACUGAAUGUUAAAUAUGUUGUUUUCUUGUCCCAUUGUGGGAUUCUAUUGAAUAGAAGGGUGAAAUUGAAGUGGAUCUGCUUAUAGAUCUUGCAUUUACUGCCUCCUUUAUAUUGUUUAAUUUUAUUGUAUUUUUAAACUUUCUAUGCUCUCAUUAACAUUUAUGACUGUGUCCUGGGGUUAUGUGAUCACCUUUUGUGACCUUCUGACAAGCAAAGUCAAUGAAGAAUCCAGAUUCACUUAAAAUCCGUGAUACUAAGUUAACAAUUGCAGUGAUUCAUUUAACAACUAUGGCAAGAAAGAUCAUAAAAUGGGUGCAAACCUUAAUAACUGUCUUGCUUGGCAACAGAAAUUUUGCUCUGAAUUGUCAUAAGUCAAGGACUACCUGUAAUGUGAGUUAUUACAUUUUUAAAAAACAUUCAUGGCACACGGAAAUUGUUACAAGAUUAUGCAGGUAUUGAGAAGAAUGGAAGGAUUUUACAAAAGGAAAUAAAUAAAAAGAAUAUGGCAUUCUCAGCAACUCUACAAGUCUGUCAAUAUUUUAUCUUUUUUCCAUGGGUAUUUGUGGUUCAGUUUCCAGAAUGAGCAUUCCCUUGCCAAAAAGCAAUCUGAAAACACUGGAAGAACUUGAAACCUCUGUUCAAAAGGUUCAGUGACUGGGAGCUUUGAUAGCUUUAUUUCAUUGACAGAAAUCUCAGUUGUCAAACACAAAGUUAUUGUGGUGAGCCUGGGAAAGAGUCAGAGAUAAAAUAUGUAGAUUACUCCACUUAAUUUCUGCCUCCAUUGGACAAAAGACAAGACCUUCUUUGAAGGAACUAUAGUACUAGGGUUCAGUAUUAAGCCUUGUCAUAAGUGGAUAGCCUCUCCUUGUAUAAAUCAAAAUGUUCAUAGAUUCCAUCCUGAGAAGGCUAAAAAGGAGUUAUAUUAAAAGCUUACAUUUAGCCCUUUCAUCUCCUGUUCUCGCCUUGUGAAAUUCCAUUCCCAUCCAUUCCAAAUCUGCUGUUUCGCUUCAGUAGCAAUGUUGGUGGAAUAGCAGGAGUUUCUCUCUUUUCUACAUCUGAACUAAGAGCAGCUUAAGGGAAGUCGGGGUAAAAAAAACAUUUCCAGAACAAUGUCAGCACUGUACUUCUUCAUGGAACUGCUAAUUAGCCAAACAAACGCUGGAGAAAUUUGUGAUUUCUGUCCUAAGUAGAAUGUUCUGUUGCACAUAGGCAAUCUUUCAAACUGAUCCUGAGCACAUGAUUUGAGAAGGGUUCUACUUUAUAUCAGAGCAUUACAUAUGGUAUGUAAUAGCAUGUAAUAUGUAUAUAUGUAAUAGUAUGUAAUAUGUGUGUAAAAAUUAGCUGUGCAUACUCUACAGCGGAUAACAGUACAUUAAAAGUUGUGCUUUACACCGUAACAUAAAGAGGAGUUCUGCCUUUUAAUAUUUCUCCACAUAAACAGAUGUUAUGUAAUAAAAAAAAAGGCUAGCUGUUGUUAAGCCUAGGACAAAACUUUCAGUCAAACCUUUUGCCUGAUGACUAUUGUCAUUAUGCACAGAGAUCUUUUUUCUCCUUGUGAUGUAAAGCUUAAAUAUGAAAUCUACAAAUUGCAUUUCAUGUUAACAUUUCUACAUAAUCUAAGAGAAGACCGUACUCUUUAAUUAUCCAUUAAAAAAACCUUUAAUCUACCAGAAAGAAUAGUCAUUUUUUAAAUUUACAGUAAUCAAUUUUCUGCAAAUUCCCAGCAUAUAGUCAUUCUUUCAUCACUAUGAUUUUUUUCAUCACCAUACUUCUUUAACGGUACUAUUCCUUAGCACAAAGAAAGACAAUAAAAAUUAAUAUUUCAUCAGAUUAAGCAUCCAGAUCUGACCAAUUUGUCUGUUAUACAUAUCAGUUAAUAGCUUUACAGUGAAUAUUUAAAAUUCAACCAGAUUUCCACCUUGUAAACUAUUACGGGGCUUCCAUGCUGAGUCCCUCUCAGGACAGAAGGCACCUAAAAUAACUAUAGAUUGCUUCUAUUAAGAAAAUGACACAAUCCAUUGCAGAAUUAUGUAUACCAAAGUGAGUAGCACAAACAAUAUUUAGAGAUAAUAUGAAGGAAAAGAAAGAGAAGGGGAAGAAAAGGAAAGGAAAAGUCUCCAAUGGAGAUCAUCCUUAAUAGUCAAAAGAAGGUUGGCUUACUGUUGAGGAACCUGGAAUAAAAUGACUGGUAUUCCACAGUGCAAAAUUUACUUACACAUUUUCACAAUCUAAUUCAAAAAUUAUUUCCACAUUUUUUUAGAACUGUAUAAUUUGUAAAAAUGAAUUUUGAAUAACUUCAAAUUUAUUUUCCCUGACAUCUGCAGAAUCUUCAAUUGGCUAAAUAGGGUCCUACAAAAUGAAAGGCAAAUAGAAUGGACUUUUUUUCCUUGACAGCUACAGUAAGGUGAGUGCAGAUAUUCAUUUCUCAUCAGCAAGAAAUCAAAAUGUGGUAGAGGUACUGGGCAAGUCAGAUGAAAAUAAUAUCUUGCAAACAAUAACCAAAUUUUGCCUAUACUUCCAUAUCUUCUAAAAAUGGUUAUACUUCCCAAUUACUUUAAUUCCAAUAAAUUUGUUUUAUGACAUAGCUUAUAUACAUAAUGUCAAGAAACAAAAUCAAAUAUUGAUGAAGAAAGUAUAUUAUGCUCUUAUAUAUAAAAAGAAAAUCAUAACUGAUUAUUUAAAUGUAAUGUGUUGAUUUUGUAUGGAAUAUCAUUGGCCUUGAAGUUUUAUGUCUCAGUUGCAUAAUUCUAACCACCAUAAAUAAUAAGCAAAACUUUGUAAUAAACACAUUAUUUUAAAUGUU